Molecule: messenger RNA, 600 nt
Organism: Lactuca saligna
Lineage: Eukaryota; Viridiplantae; Streptophyta; Magnoliopsida; Asterales; Asteraceae
Source: the annotation of a GenBank genome assembly
AUGUCUACUGGGUUUGGGGAAGUGCCAAACAGGUCACCCCAAUCCCCAUCUUGUUCAAACCCUAACAAUGGCGAUCCAGGAAACUUUGAAUGCAACAUAUGCUUUGAUUUAGCUCAAGAUCCUAUCGUGACUUUAUGUGGUCACCUCUUUUGCUGGCCAUGCCUUUACAAAUGGCUUCACAUUCAUUCACAUUCACAAGAAUGCCCAGUUUGUAAAGCCCUAAUUCAAGAAGAAAAGCUAGUACCGUUAUAUGGAAGAGGCAAAAACUCAACAGACCCAAGGUCAAAAUCAGUUCCAGGUGUCGAGAUUCCACAUCGGCCGCCAGGUCAGCGACCGGAAACCGCCCCUCCACCGGACAGAAACGCAUUCCCUCAACAUGGGUUUGGAUUAAUGGGUGGUUUUGGGCCUGCAAUGACUAUGUAUGGAAAUGGUGGUGGUGUUCAUGGUUUUAACUAUGGCGGCCAUCAUCAUCAUCAUCAUCAUAAUCAUGCACAUGGUGGCCAUCAGCAGAGAGGUCACCAUCAUGAAACAGGUUUUUCUGCAGCUUCACCAAUUCUGAUAAUUGGUCUUCUUUUUCUGUUGGCUCUUCUUUGGUACUGA